GCCUGUAGGUUCCAUCCCCUUCCUAAACAUCAAAGUCAAAUCCUUGUUGGAAUAAUGGAUUUAAAAAUCGAAAUUUUUAAAAAAUGGAAUGAAUUAUACUUUUUCCUGUGUGAUAGGUGACAAUGUUAGGCAUUGCUCAGGACUGCACUUGACCUUUCUACCCAGCAUUUAAAAUUACUCUGGUUUAUAGCACAUUUGUCAGGUAGGCCUUUUAAACCUUCAGCCUGCUCUGGGCAGGACUGAAUGUAAUGGGAAGGAGCAGAGCCUGUCUGUUGGGCAAUGAGCUGGAAUUGCUUCUGUUCCUGAGGGAUAGUAAAGGACAAUUCGCUACUUUGUACAAUUAAAUUUCUCUGCAGGGACGUUUCCUUGACAUUUUCACCCCUUUCCUAAUGACUUGAAAAGUUCCCAAGCCACAAUCAAGACUGAGCACACUAGCUUUUUCAAGCACACAAGUUGCCUUCUCUUCUGUUAAUAGUCCAAGUAGGGGCAUUUUGAGCAAGAACUUAAUUAUCAGAUAGCAUGGUGGUGGAGGAAGAGCUGUGGACUAUUACUCAGGAGACCUAGUUUUAUUCGUAUGGCCAGGCAGACAACUAGUCCUUUCUGGGCCUCUCAUCAGGUAUAAAGAGGGAGGUUUGGAACUGACAGCUGAGGGAGGUCCUUUUCAACUCCAAAAUUCCAUUUAUACAUCCAGUUAAUGUUUAUUUUCCUGUGUCUAUAAGAACAGAGGUGUUUCUAUGUACUUAUUUAGUAGAAUAUAUUUCCUGGGAUUAGAAGUAGAAUAUAUUCAGAUACACCCUUUCCAUGGGCCCUUAGUGGGUCCUAAUAUGUGCCUGGCAUGAGGCCAGGUCUCAGGCAUAUGCAGAUGAAGUCGUGAGGAUUCCGGGAGUUAAGAUUCCGGCCUGCGCCAGCACAGUAGUAGCAGGGAUAACAUCCUUCUGGAAAGUCACCGAACCUAGAAUCAAGAAGCUCACGUUCCACACCCUCUAGGACCGUGGAUGCCCCACUAUAAGGCUUUAACUUUGUGAUCCAGCCUUUUGUUUUAUGGGGUAAAAGCCUAAGUGCACAAGGCUGCAAAGAAUCUGUUUUUUUUUUUAAGAUUUUAUUUAUUUAUUUGACAGAGACAGAGACAGCGAGAGCAGGAACACAAGCAGGGAGAGUGGGAGAGGGAGAAGCAGGCUCCCCACGGAGCAGGGAGCCCGAUGUGGGACUCGAUCCCAGGACCCUGGGAUCAUGACCUGAGCCGAAGGCAGUCGCUUCACCGACUGAGCCACCCAGGCGCCCGAAUCUGUUCUUUUGAUGGUAUCAGCAAGCACGUGAAGGCCCCACUGAGUGUCAGGCGCUGGGACUAUGAUGGUGAACAAAAAUCCUCAGGUGUUAACCUUCCUGGAGGUUCCAGACUGAUGUUUAACUCCACUCCCAGGCAACACUUGGGGACGAGGGGCACGAAGGGUUUCCAUUACAUUUUACCAACACAGACUAAAAGUUUGAAUUUGAGAAGUAGUUAAAAUAGGAGUACAUGGUACAGAUUUUUGUGCAGGUUUUCCUUAGCUUUCCUGCAUGUAAACACUGACAUUUUACAUUUUCUGGAAGAAUCUGGUGUGGGGAAGUCAAGCCCCAGUUGCUGAGAGCACCAAAUUCCUCUAGUCUUGUCUAAUCCUGCCUUGGGAUGAGCUGAAAUGCUGGCACCUGACCAGAUGAGUCUGUUUUGAGAUAAACUAAGCCAGGGUGGCACAGUGAAGGUCUGUCAUCUGGUGACGCAUUGGAGCUGCCUGGGUGGCGAGUGGUCUUUUCCAAGUUACCCUCCUUUCUGAUGAAGCAAAAUGAGAUGGGAACUGUCCCCAAAAGGCCGAGGUCUCAGGACUGCAUCCCUUAGAUAAUGUGCCACUGCCCUAAAUAAUGAAAACAGGCUAAGGACACACAUGGUGUCUCUUACAUGUCCUGUUCUUAGUGGCUGAAUGAAUGGGAGGCCUUCCUAGGUUAAGGGACGGCUGGAAUCUAGGUGAGCCAUAGGACGCCUCGCCUCCCCAAACUGCUGUGUUCCCACAGCAGUGCCUUGACCCAGCCCCGUAGCCCCUUUAGGAGCGAUAACUGAUAGUAACAAUUUGUGGUGCCUUGGGGUAUGGCCAAGCCUUCCCCAGACCCCGCUCGGAUGGGCUCCCCUUGCGAGUUGGGGGGUGGCUUCGCGUAUGGGCAGGUCCCGGCCGGCUAGACGGCGCCAGUUCUUCCGCAGAACCCUUGGGGGCGCGCGGGGUCCCGCGCUACCGGGCAGCGAACGGGCAGUCCCUCCCGUUCCAAACGUCCGCUGGCCGCGACCCGGCGCGAGGGGAGGGCGGCCCAGGGCUGUAGCUCGGAGACUGGGCGGCGGAGGGUAGGCGGGUGUCCCCAGGAGCAGAGGGUGGGAAGCCCGGCGGCCGGCAGACAGUGACUGGUGCCCCGGAGAGCGCCUAGGGGCGCGGGGGGCAGUGAGGGGGACAUGGCUGCCCGGCCGGCCGAGGGCGCGGACCGCUGCUGAGAGGGCGCACGAUGCCGCCCGCCACGGCGGCCGCCACUACGGUCUCCCUCCGGGAGCUGGCCGACCUGGCCAUCGGCACCCCGGAGGUGGGCGCCGUCAACUUCACGGCCCUGCACACGCUCAUCGUGGCCAUGCUCCGGAGCCUCAACCUGCAGGAGGUGCGCAUCGACUUCCAGUCGCCGUCGCCGGAGCCGGAGCCGGAGCCGAGCCGCGCCGUGGAGCGCCCGCAGGCCGUGCUCAGCGCCCCGCAGCUGGCUGUGUCCAAAGAGAAGCCGCGCGGCAGCUUGGCCAAGCCAGCGACGGUGGCGGCGGCGCUGGAGAGCCAGGUGAAGGGCCUGGGCGGGCAGGUCCAGGACCUCAGCAGGCAGCUCAAGACCGUCACCAGCCAGGUGCAGGGCAUCGUGAGCCACGUGCAGCACCUCACGGCUCCCGUCGGCGAGCAGGACGCCCGGGACUGGCUGGAGGAGGAGGCGGCCGAGCGGACGCCGGCACGGGCACGAGCAGGGUCGUUGAAAAUCGCAAAGGGCGAGCGGGCCACGGUCUCCCAGGUCUCCCAGGCCAUGGAGCUGCUGCACGAUGUAGUGGAGGACGUGAAAACCCUCAAAGAAGCCCAGGAAAAGGCGCAGGAGCUCCCGGAGUCGAGCCUUGUGAAAGCCCUCCAACGGAUUGAUGUACUAGAGAAGAUAGUCAGAGAACGGGAUGAAUUCCUGGACCUAGUGAGCCGGAAGAUGAGUUUGAUGCCUGCUGGAGAAGAAGUCACCAUGGUCACCUGGGAGGAGCUGGAGCAAGCGAUUACGGAUGGCUGGAAGGCCUCACAAGGGAGCUCAGAGACAACAACAGGACUCCCUAAACGCAAAGGGCGCACUUCCGUAACAUCAAAUGAUAUACUUCACGGUGGAGUCCCCAUCAAGCGCUCAAGUGCUGACCCAGCUCUGGAUUUUCCCAGUGGUUAUGGCUCAGAUCAGACCUUAUCAGGAGUCAGUGGCAUAGGAAAGCCCUCUGAAGGGGUUACCAGGGAACGAAGCAGAGGUGUCUCUGCUACUACAGUCCCGGGUAGAGAACAGCACCCAAGGGCCCGUGAUGAAGGUGGCCUGGCAAAGUCCCAUCACCCGCCUAUGUCCCAGUUCAGAGUAGAAUCAGAUCGUCACAGGACAAGAGAACUGCCGCCGCAUAGCUUAGCCCAUCUAAGAAAAGAUGAACAAGAGGCACACCCUGGUCCAGUUCAACAGGACUUACCUGCAGCCACUGUGGCCAGAGAUCAACAUCAUCAAGUAUCCCCAGAUCAGCAUAGGGGGGUGUAUCCAAGCCAGGGUCAAAUCUAUCCCAGGCUAGUUCAGCAUGGAUUAAGACCACUUGGCACGGAUCCGCUUGCAUGGCACCGUCCUAGCACCUGCCCACACGGUGUGGUACCCCUCAGCAUGGGUCAGUUUGGUAUGAUGCCACCUGGAAUGGAGGAGCAGGGCUUGGUACCACCUGGCAUGGGUCAGUAUGGCAUGGUGCCACCAUUGGUACCUGGCACAAAACAGCAAGGAGUGGAACUACCUAGUACAGCUCAGCCUGGUAUGGUUCCACGUAGCACAUAUCAGUAUGGCAUGGUACCUCCUGGCACAGACCAACAGCCUGGUGUCGAUCAGCACGGAUUGGUACCCUUUAGUAUAGAUCAGCAUGGAUUUUUAAUAUCUGGCAUGGAUCAACAAGGAUUAGUACUGCCUGGCAUGGAUCAACAUGGAUUGGUUCCACAUCUUACAGAUCAACAUGGUUUGGUAUCCCCUGGUUUGAUGCAAGUUGCUGCAGAUCAGCAAGGUUUUAUACAGCCCAGCCUGGAAACAUCUGGGUUCAUUCAACCUAGUACAGAGGAGCAUGAUAUAAUCCAGCCUGGGGCAGAUCAACACAGUUUGGUACCAACUGGUACAGAUCAGGCUGCUUUGGCCCAACCUGGUGCAGGUCAGCGUGGUUUAGUGCAGCCUGGUGCAGGUCAGCGUGGUUUGGUCCAGCCUGGUGCAGGUCAGCGUGGUUUGGUUCAGCCUGGUGCAGAUCGGCAUGGUUUGGUGCAGCCUGUUGUAGAUCAAAGUGGUUUGAUCCAGCCUGGUGCUUACCUACCUGAUUGGGUACAACCUGGUGCAUAUCCCAGUGGUUGGGGACAACCUGUUGCAUAUCCAUCUGAUUUGGUACAGACUAAUGUAUAUCCAUCUGUUUUGGUACAGCCUAGUGCAGGUCAGCCUGGUUUGAUACAAUCUGGAAUGGGUCAGCAAGAUUCAGCCCAACUUAGAAUGGAUCAGUAUGCUUUGGUGCAUCCUGAAAUGGAUCAACAUGGUUUGGUCCAAGUUGGAAUGGAUCAGCAUGGUUUAUUCCAACCUGGCACAGGUCAACCUGGUUUAGUGCAGCCUGGUGCAGGUCAGCGUGGUUUGGUCCAACCUGUUACAGGUCCACGUGAUUUGGCCGAACCUGGAGUAGCUCAGCAUGAUCAGGUCCAACUUGGAAUGGAUCAGCAUGGUUUGGUGCAACCUGGUGCAGGUCAGCCUGGUUUGGUCCAACUUGAUGCAGGUCAGCCUGGCUUGGCGCAGCCUGGAAUGGAUCAACGUGGUUUGGUCCAGCCUGGUGCAGGUCAGCCUGGCUUGGUCCAACCUGGAAUGGAUCAGCGUGGUUUGGUGCAACCUGGUGCAGGUCAGCCUGGCUUGGUCCAACCUGGAAUGGAUCAGCGUGGUUUGGUCCAGCCUGGUGCAGGUCAGCCUGGCUUGGUCCAACCUGGAAUGGAUCAACGUGGUUUGGUCCAGCCUGGUGCAGGUCAGCCUGGCUUGGUCCAACCUGGAAUGGAUCAGCGUGGUUUGGUACAGCCUGGAAUGGAUCAGCGUGGUUUGGUGCAACCUGGUGCAGGUCAGCUUGGUUUGGUCCAACCUGGAAUGGAUCAGCGUGGUUUGGCACAGCCUGGAAUGGAUCAGCGUGGUUUGGUGAAACCUGGUGUAGGUCAGCCUGGCUUGGUCCAACCUGGAAUGGAUCAGCGUGGUUUGGUGCAACCUGGUGCAGGUCAGCCUGGCUUGGUCCAACCUGGAAUGGAUCAACGUGGUUUGGUCCAGCCUGGUGCAGGUCAGCCUGGCUUUGUCCAACCUGCAAUGGAUCAGCGUGGUUUGGUCCAGCCUGGUGCAGGUCAGCCUGGCUUGGUCCAACCUGGAAUGGAUCAACGUGGUUUGGUCCAGCCUGGUGCAGGUCAGCCUGGCGUGGUCCAACCUGGAAUGGAUCAGCGUGGUUUGGUGCAACCUGGUGCAGGUCAGCCUGGCUUGGUCCAACCUGGAAUGGAUCAGCGUGGUUUGGCACAGCCUGGAAUGGAUCAGCGUGGUUUGGUGAAACCUGGUGUAGGUCAGCCUGACUUGGUCCAACCUGGAAUGGAUCAGCGUGGUUUGGUCCAGCCUGGUGCAGGUCAGCCUGGCUUGGUCCAACCUGGAAUGGAUCAGCGUGGUUUGGUCCAGCCUGGUGCAGGUCAGCCUGGCUUGGUCCAACCUGGAAUGGAUCAGCGUGGUUUGGUGCAACCUGGUGCAGGUCAGCCUGGCUUGGUCCAACCUGGAAUGGAUCAGCGUGGUUUGGUACAGCCUGGAAUGGAUCAGCGUGGUUUGGUGCAACCUGGUGCAGGUCAGCUUGGUUUGGUCCAACCUGGAAUGGAUCAGCGUGGUUUGGUCCAACCUGGAAUGGAUCAGCGUGGUUUGGCACAGCCUGGAAUGGAUCAGCGUGGUUUGGUGAAAUCUGGUGUAGGUCAGCCUGGCUUGGUCCAAUCUGGAAUGGAUCAGCGUGGUUUGGUGCAACCUGGUGCAGGUCAGCCUGGCUUGGUCCAACCUGGAAUGGAUCAACGUGGUUUGGUCCAGCCUGGUGCAGGUCAGCCUGGUUUGGUCCAACCUGGAAUGGAUCAGCAUGAUUUGGUCCAGCCUGGUGCAGGUCAACCUGGCUUGGUCCAACCUGGAAUGGAUCAACGUGGUUUGGUCCAGCCUGGUGCAGGUCAGCCUGGUUUGGUCCAACCUGGAAUGGAUCAGCGUGGUUUGGCACAGCCUGGAAUGGAUCAGCGUGGUUUUGUACCACCUGGUGCAGGUCAGCCUGGCUUAGUCCAACCUGGAAUGGAUCUGAGUGGUUUGGUGCAACCUGGUGCAGGUCAGCCUGACUGGGUGCAGCCUGGAAUGGAUCAACAUGGUUUAGUCCAGCCUGGUGCAGGUCAGCCUGGUUUGGUCCAACCUGGAAUGGAUCAGCGUGGUUUGGUACAGCCUGGUGCAGGUCAGCCUGGUUUGGUCCAACCUGGAAUGGAUCAACGUGGUUUGGUCCAGCCUGGUGCAGGUCAGCCUGGUUUGGUCCAACCUGGAAUGGAUCAGCCUGGCUUGGCACAGCCUGGAAUGGAUCAACAUGGUUCGGGCCAACAUAGUGCAGCUCAACCUGGUUUGGUACAGCCUGGUGCAGGUCAGCCUGGUUUGGUCCAACCUGGAAUGGAUCAGCGUGGUUUGGGACAGCCUGGUGCAGGUCAGCCUGGUUUGGUCCAACCUGGAAUGGAUCAGCAUGGUUUGGUGCCGCCUGGUACUGGUCAGCCUGGCUUGGCACAGCCUGGAAUGGAUCAACAUGGUUCGGGCCAACGUGGUGCAGCUCAACCUGGUUUGGUCCAACCUGGUGCAGGUCAGCCUGGUUUGGUGCAGCCUGGAAUGGAUCAUCGUGGCUUGGGUCAACGUGUUGUAGCCCAGCCUGGUUUGGCCCAACCUGGUGCAGGUCAGCAUGGUUUGGCCCAACCGAGAAUGGACCAGCGUGGGUUGGUACAACCUGAUGCAGGUCAGCCUGGUUUGUUUCAGCCUGGCAUAGGUCAGUCUGCUUUUGUCCAACCUGGUGCAGAUCAGCGUGGUUUGGGGCAAGUAGAUCAGCGUGGUUUGAUACAAGCUGGCACAGAUCCACAUGGCUUUUUUCAACCUGGUGCAUAUCCUCCUGGUUUGGUACAGCCUGGUGCAUAUCCGCCUGCGUUAGUACAGCCUGGUGCCUAUCCACGUGGUUUGGUCCAACCUGGUGCCUAUCCACAAGGUUUGGUGCAAUCUAGUGCCUAUCCACGUGGUUCGGUUCCACCUGGUGCCUGUCCUCGAGGUUUGGUCCAGCCUGGUACAUAUCCAGAAGGUUUCCUGCAGCCUAGUACUGAUCAGCGUGGUUUGGUUCAACAUGGAAUAGAUCAGCAUGGCUUGAGGCAACCUGGUACAGAACGAGGCUUGAUACCACCAGGCACAGAGCUUCGUGGCCUUCCAACAUUCCACCCUGAGUUUCCAAAAUUUUUCUCACAUCCCUAUCAGCAUGGUGUAAUACCUCCUGGCAGCUAUCAACAUGAUCAGGUGUCACCACUCCUAGCCAAUCAAGGUUUGGCAUCACCAGGUAUUGGCCAAGAGGGUUUAUCAGAAACUUACCAGCAAGGUUUGUUACAUCGUGGCACAGACCAGCAUGGCCUAACACCAUUAAGCACCCGUGUGGGAUCUGUACAGCGAGAUCGACAGCAUUUGGUAUCACCUGGCCCAGAUCAGCAAGGCCAGGUACAAGCAGGUACAGACCAGCGUGACCGUGCAUACUCUAUCCCAGAAUCUCGUGACCUAUUGUAUCCCGGCCCUCACGGCCCAGGCAUUCUGGCGGUAGAUCCGUACGUCCAGAAAGGUUUGGAUCCAAAACAAAUAUAUGCCUCGGACCAACCUGGAAUUUCUGUCUGGACUACUCCAAGCCAAGCAGCCGCCUUUGCCAGGAGCAUGGACUCUCUUAACCAUCUCUACCGAGUCUCAUCAGAAAAGAGUGAUUUCCAGAGCGAAAGACAUGAUUCACUGGAUAAAUUGGCUCCGAGCUUCCCCAUGGCAGUGGAAACAUUUCGUCUGAUGGGCGAGCUCAUUGGCCUCUAUGUAGAGCUCAAGGAGAACAUGAAAGAGCUGGAUGAGGAGCAGGAGGGCCAGACCGACUUGGAGAAGAUCCAGCACCUGCUCGGGCUCAUGGUCAAAAAGAGUCUACCCGCUGACCUGCAGGAACAGCUGAAGACCUUGAAGUCCUUGACCAAAGAAGUUUGGCAGGAAAAAGCAAAAAUGGACAGGAUACAGAGAAUCCUGGAGGGCACCGGGGAGCAAGAAAUAGGAAAAGAAAUGAAGAAUGGCCAGCUGAGCUUGCAGCUGGGAAUCCUCAGAGUUACCGUGGCUGACAUUGAGAAGGAACUGGCCGAGCUGAGGGAGAGCCAAGAGCGGGGCAAGGUCAGCAUGGAACAUUCAGUCUCCGAAGCCUCCCUCUACCUGCAGGACCAGCUUGACAAGCUCAGGACGGUCAUCGAGAGCAUGCUGGCCUCGUCUUCCACGCUGCUGUCCAUGAGCAUGGCUCCUCACAAGACCCUGUCAACCCUGGAACCUGGCCAGAUUGACCCUGAGGCCACCUGCCCCGCCUGCAGCCUGGACCUGAGCCAUCAGGUCAGCAUUCUGGUGCAGCGCUACGAGCAGCUCCAGGACAUGGUCAACAAUCUGGCAGCCUCCCGGCCUUCCAAGAAAGCCAAGCUCCAGAGCCAGGAUGAAGAGCUGCUGGGCCGUGUCCAGAGCGCCAUCCUGCAGGUACAGGGCGACUGUGAGAAGCUCAAUAUCACCACCAGCAACCUCAUCGAAGACCAUCGGCAGAAGCAGAAGGCCAUUGACGUACUGUACCAGGGUCUAGAGAAGCUCGAGAAGGAAAAGGCCAACAGGGAACACCUGGAGAUGGAGAUGGACGUGAAAGCCGAUAAGAGCGCCCUGGCGGCCAAAGUGAGCCGUGCCCAGUUUGAUGCCACCACGGAGCAGCUGAACCACAUGAUGCAGGAGCUGGUGGCUAAGAUGAGCGGGCAGGAGCAGGACUGGCAGAAGAUGCUGGACAAGCUCCUGGUGGAGAUGGACAGCAAGCUGGACCGCCUGGAGCUGGACCCCGUGAAGCAGUUGCUGGAAGAUCGCUGGAAGUCCUUGCGGCAGCAGCUCAAAGAGCGCUCUCCACUCUACCAGGCAGACGAGGCGGCGGCCAUGCGGAGGCAGCUCUUGGCACAUUUCCACUGCCUCUCUUGUGACCGUCCCUUGGAGACAGCUGUGACUGGACAAUUUAUCCCUGUGACUCCUGUGGGCCCAGCCCUGCCUGGGCACCGUUCCCUCCGCCCCUACACUGUCUUUGAGCUGGAGCAGGUCCGGCGGCAGAGCCGCAACCUAAAGCUGGGCAGUACUGCCUUCCCUCGGGGCGAGUUGGCGCACAUAGAGCGGAGCGUGGGGCGCCUGCGCACCAUGCACUCCAAGAUGCUGAUGGACAUUGAGAAGGUGCAGAUCCACUUUGGAGGCUCGGUCAAGGCCAGCAGCCAGAUGAUCCGGGAGCUGCUGCAGGCACAGUGCCUGAGCUCCCCCUGCUACAAACGGGUGCCGGACACCGCCGACUACACGUACUCGAGCGUACCCCGGCGCUGUGGGGGCAGCCACACCCUCACCUACCCCUACCGCCGCACCCGCCUGCAGCACCUGUCCCAGGGCCUGUACCCCCCCGAGGAGGUCCAGAUCGCCAUGAAGCAUGAUGAGGUGGAUAUCUUGGGCCUGGAUGGACAUAUUUACAAGGGACGGAUGGAUACAAGGCUGCCAGGCAUCCUGACCAAAGACACCUCCAUCUCCGGGAUGACCAAGCACAAGGCCAAGCAGUCGCAGCCCCACGUGCACAGGCAGCAGUCCCUGAGCGACAACGGCCAGCUGCCCUCGCGGCCUCAGAGUGCUCGGAUGCUGGCGGGCAACAGUCCAGGUAGCUUCCCUUCGGCUGGAGCAGCCUUCCAGGUGGCCUCCCCACUGCCCCAGGGCCUCUCCUGCUUGCCCCGCCGGCCCCCUUUCCUGUCCCUGAUGGUCUGUGCCCUCAUUUCCCCGAGAGAGGAAGUGCGUAGGAGCCGAGAGAUGGGAUGGGAGGGAGAAGAGAGAAAGUCCAUCUUUACUGAGUUCCUGUUAUGUGCCAGGGCUGUACUGUCCGAUGUCCCAGAAGAGGGAACAGGGGCAGGGUUGCAGCCCAAGGCUCCGGCUCCAGACCCGAGUCCUGCCCCGGCUCACAGGGGCUCACUCUGCUGAAGCUGGUGCUCAGCUCUGGGCGGCAGCUGGUGGGCACCCCUCAGUCCGACCUUGUCUGGGGAGGAGCUUCUCCUCACCCCCAGGCCUGGAAGGCCCCCUGAGUCCCCAUUCUCCCCUGAGGGGCUAAAUUCUGCCUGAAAGUCUGGGUGCUAAGGGUCCCCCAGGGUCCAGCCACACUUGGGGACCAGAGAAGGACACAGGCCUGGAGCCACGAGGCCGGACCACCUUCAAGUGACUCUGAGCAAGUCUCCCCCCAUCUCCAGACCUGUUUCCUCAUCUGCCCAUAAAGGGGUGCUGGAUUGGUGCUACUCAGAGUCGGGGCGCCCGAGAAAGGUGAUCUAACGAAAGGGGCUGACCUUCCUCCUAUACAAAGUUACGUUCUCCCAACACUUUGCAGAUGCCUGCAGGAGGUUCAAGGGCCGCCCCCCCUUCCCCCACCCCUGUUAAAGGCCCAGCCCUAGAUGCCCUUUACCACCCAUUCCAGUUCCAGCGCUCAGUGAGUGCCUGGAGGAAGCGGAAACAGAAGUGAUAGCCCAGGUCGUGGCACCUCGCCUUUAGUUUAAUCCUCACACCAACAUUAAGAGGUAGGGACCACUGUGAGCAUCACUUACAGCUGAGAAAAUGGAGGCACAGAGAGGUUAAGGUACUUGCCCAAGGUCAGACAGCUAGGAAGCAGCGGGAGUGGGAUUCAGACCUAAGCUGUCUGCCUCCGGAACCUAUGCUGGUCACAACGUGUGGCAGGUGACUCAGUGGCGGACGGGCCGGGACAGACGACUCGGUGGCGGACAGAGUGCGGGGCUGUGACUGCGUUCUUGGGGGCACUUAGCUUCCUCCUUCUUGGCACUCCACUGUCUACUCCGAGAGCACCUAAAAUGUCAGGGGAGCAGGAGAGGGAGAGAGGGCAGGCUUAGGAACAAUUCCUGCAUCUGUUGGUGUGAACAGUGCCUCAACAGCCCCUGCAUUACUAGAGGAAACAUCACUUAAGAGGCAGGCUCUCUUGGCCACCAACGGAGGGCUUGAUUAUUUUUAACUCCCAGAGAUUAGCAAGGAGCUCUGCUCAGGAGCUCCCGUGCAGGCUUGCACUGCCCACCACAGCCCUGCGGGGCCCCCCUCCAGCAUUCUGCCCGCCCCCCAACCGGCCUGCCCUUCGUGCAAGCUGGGGAGGGCCUGGCAGGCUGCGCCGGGUGUGGGGAGUGGGACAGAGCCACCUCAGCCCCCAUGUCUCACAGCUCCUCCUCGUCCGCGGAAAGACAGACCCUUGUCCUCCGAGGGGCACCUGGCCCAGCCCAACGCAGCCCACCCGCCCAGCCCCAGCGAGAUGGAGAUGCAGAUGGACUUGCCUCCCGGGGAGGGGCUCGAAGAGCC
Messenger RNA from Mirounga angustirostris (Northern elephant seal), 11949 nucleotides. It is a transcript of the gene QRICH2, whose product is annotated as glutamine rich 2. Gene Ontology annotation, biological process: cell projection assembly; flagellated sperm motility. The coding region runs from base 2524 to 10584 and encodes 2686 amino acids. The transcript has 19 exons. Gene Ontology annotation, cellular component: sperm flagellum. Lineage: Eukaryota; Metazoa; Chordata; Mammalia; Carnivora; Phocidae. The record is from RefSeq and is a predicted model, not a curated record.